AUGAAUAAUGAGGCUGAUGAGGGUCUGAUUAUUGGCUACAUGUCCUCUCCCCCCUUCGCCCGUGCUACAUGUCCUCUUCACCCCCGCUACACGUCCUCUCCCCCCUUCGCCCCCGCUAACCCCCGCUACACGUCCUCUCCCCCUUCGCCCCCGCUACACGUCCUCUCCCCCUUCGCCCCCGCUACACGUCCUCUCCCCCUUCGCCCCCGCUACACGUCCUCUCCCCCUUCGCCCCCGCUACACGUCCUCUCCCCCUUCGCCCCCGCUACACGUCCUCUCCCCCUUCGCCCCCGCUACACGUCCUCUCCCCCUUCGCCCCCGCUACACGUCCUCUCCCCCUUCGCCCCCGCUACACGUCCUCUCCCCCUUCGCCCCCGCUACACGUCCUCUCCCCCUUCGCCCCCGCUACACGUCCUCUCCCCCUUCGCCCCCGCUACACGUCCUCUCCCCCUUCGCCCCCGCUACACGUCCUCUCCCCCUUCGCCCCCGCUACACGUCCUCUCCCCCUUCGCCCCCGCUACACGUCCUCUCCCCCUUCGCCCCCGCUACACGUCCUCUCCCCCUUCGCCCCCGCUACACGUCCUCUCCCCCUUCGCCCCCGCUACACGUCCUCUCCCCCUUCGCCCCCGCUACACGUCCUCUCCCCCUUCGCCCCCGCUACACGUCCUCUCCCCCUUCGCCCCCGCUACACGUCCUCUCCCCCUUCGCCCCCGCUACACGUCCUCUCCCCCUUCGCCCCCGCUACACGUCCUCUCCCCCUUCGCCCCCGCUACACGUCCUCUCCCCCUUCGCCCCCGCUACACGUCCUCUCCCCCUUCGCCCCCGCUACACGUCCUCUCCCCCUUCGCCCCCGCUACACGUCCUCUCCCCCUUCGCCCCCGCUACACGUCCUCUCCCCCUUCGCCCCCGCUACACGUCCUCUCCCCCUUCGCCCCCGCUACACGUCCUCUCCCCCUUCGCCCCCGCUACACGUCCUCUCCCCCUUCGCCCCCGCUACACGUCCUCUCCCCCUUCGCCCCCGCUACACGUCCUCUCCCCCUUCGCCCCCGCUACACGUCCUCUCCCCCUUCGCCCCCGCUACACGUCCUCUCCCCCUUCGCCCCCGCUACACGUCCUCUCCCCCUUCGCCCCCGCUACACGUCCUCUCCCCCUUCGCCCCCGCUACACGUCCUCUCCCCCUUCGCCCCCGCUACACGUCCUCUCCCCCUUCGCCCCCGCUACACGUCCUCUCCCCCUUCGCCCCCGCUACACGUCCUCUCCCCCUUCGCCCCCGCUACACGUCCUCUCCCCCUUCGCCCCCGCUACACGUCCUACCCCUUCACCUGUCCUUCUGUCAGAGGUGCCUGUGAUUGGUGGAUCUACUUUCGGAUGCUCCCUAGCCUGUCCCACCCAUGCAAUUCCUUACCGGCUAUGUGGGCGGAGAAUUGA
Messenger RNA from Nanorana parkeri, 1428 nucleotides. Its product is annotated as putative proline-rich protein 21. The transcript has a single exon. The coding region runs from base 1 to 1428 and encodes 475 amino acids. NCBI's taxonomy places the organism in Eukaryota, Metazoa, Chordata, Amphibia, Anura, Dicroglossidae. The record is from RefSeq and is a predicted model, not a curated record.